UUGACAGUUCUGUCAUAUUAAAACACAUACUAACAGUGAACAAACGAAAAGAGAUCAUUUUGCUAGAAAACUUUAGCAUAUUUUGACCAAAACAAAAAACCAUUUAUUUUCUAUUGAUUGUUCGAAGUAAUUUUGUUCACUGAUCAUUUGACUGAAUAAUGGCAUUGCAAGAAGCACCAGUUGGAAUUGUCACGGACAUCCAAUUUAAAGUGCACAGCAAAUAUCAACUAUUCAAUGUGAAUGAAAGCACCCCAAAUUACAAUGGCAUUGAUUUAUUGGCAGCGGCCAGUACCUUUGGUCUGAUUAUUGUUGGAAGACCAACAGCGCAAGAAAUACAAGUUCUCCGAUUGAAAGAUGUUACUGAGAACAAAGAAUCUCCAACGAUUCCUACACGAAUCAUAAAUCUACCUGCUGAACCGUACAUGUUGGCUGUUAGCUGUGACCACAGUAUGCUUUCAGUGUGCUAUACAGUUAAUGGGACCACAUUUAUCGACAUAUAUGCAGUGCAAUCAUUUUUGUCGACGAAUGUUCAAUGUAUACUGUCAAAAAUUAUGGUGUCAAAUGCGAACAGCGUAAAAGUGAAUCAGAUCUUGUGGAAUCCAGUCAUUGCGAACACAAUGGCCCUUUGUCUUAGCGACGGGACGCUCACAUCAUAUGUCAUUGAAGCGAAUAGAUUUGAAUUCAAUGCAUUAGAUAAGGCAGAAAAUGCAUGUUGUGCUUGUUGGAGCCCAGAGGGAAAGCAGAUUGUUGUCGCUUUUCCAAAUGGAAAAUUGGCACAAUACAAACUCGAUUUGAAGCUAGCAAAAGCAAUACCAUGUGCAACACAAAUUCUUGCGGAACCAUUUUAUCCAAUUGCUAUAAAAUGGCUUUCGACAUAUCAAUUCGCUGUGGUGUUUGUCAAAGAAGAAGCAAACCAAUCAUUAUUCAUAAUGAACACGUCAGAAACAGCGCCACCGAAUUAUAUAAACUACUAUGACAUGAUGUUCAGUCAACCAGGGCCAAGAGCACCACAAGUUUUUCUUGUUCACAUUUUACAAUGGAAUAUUUUGUUAAUGGCCUCAUCAAAUGGAACUGAAAUUGGAAUUUUGGGCACGACCGAAUCAGGAGAGAAUCCACUUUGGAAAAAAUAUACACUUACUGACGAAGGCCAUGCUGCACUUCCAUUGACAGCGGAUAAACAAGAUACAUUCCCAAUUGGGUUGGCAUUAGAAACUGGUUGCACACAUCAGCUGACUAUUGGUAAAAAUCUAAUUCCCGUCAUGCCAAUGCUACACAUUCUAUCCACACAUGGAUUCAUCUCAUCCUUUAAUAUGUUAAAUUUUCAACCUAACCGAGUCGAUAUUUGUUCACCACCCCAAAAUAUAUCGGAUCAAUCUGGAUUAGGAUUUUUCAAACAAAAUACAUCUGUUGGAGCGGCUCAAAAAAUUAUGACAACUCCACCGUUACAACAACCAAAUGCUACUAGAACAUCAUCGUCAAAUGAUUUUCAUGUGAACAAUGCAACGUUUGCCAUACCAGAAACGACCGAAAAAACAAAAGAAGAAGAUGCGCUCGAAUCUGGUGCAGAAGGCAAGCCACACGUGGUUACAGUCGCUACAGUACACCGUAUACAAGAAGAAUUAGUACCCAACUCGCCAAAUAAUGAAUAUAUACAAAAAAAAGAUUUAGAAGUCUUAAUGAAAAAAUUACGCGAAGAACAUGAAAAAGAUUUAGAAGUCUUAAUGAAAAAUUCACGCAAAGAACAUGAAAAAGAUUUAGAAGUCUUAAUGAAAAAUUCACGCAAAGAACAUGAAAAAGAUUUAGAAGUCUUAAUGAAAAAUUCACGCAAAGAACAUGAAAAAGAUUUAGAAGUCUUAAUGGAGAAACAUAAAAAAGAAUACGUCAUAUUACAAGCAAAAUACAAAUCCAGUAAAUGUCGUUUAAAGUCUUGGACCACAAUACCGGAUUUUAUUCUUGGAAUAAUUGAUAAUGGGCAACAUCGAUUUUCAAAAAUUUAUAAAAGACUUUUUGGCAAAAAGAAGGAUCAUGAUAAUAAAUAAAAAUUUAAGAUUAUGUCAUAGUAGUGUAAUACGUAGUUUUACAGUUCGACGCGCCACCUGUUAUUCGUCAAAUGAACGUAUUAAGUACGCAUUCAUGUUUAUGACAACGAAGGACAAUGAUUUAUUGAUUAUUAUUCAAAUUUGUUUGUAAAAGAAUUUUAAUUAACUUUUCAUGCAUAAAAUACACAGUAAUUUUCAAGCGGGGUUGGCGUAUAUGAGAUUGAGAACUGUUUUAUGCGAACGCAGCUGAUCAGCGCCACCUCACAUUAGUUCAAAUUAGAUCGAAAAACUGAAUUUAAUUCUGUAGCAUUGAAAUGAAAAAGAGAAAAAACAACAACAAUAGCACGGCCACACAGAGCUGUACAUCUAUGCGUGCUGAUGC
Contarinia nasturtii (swede midge) is the source of this 2421-nucleotide messenger RNA. Its product is annotated as nuclear pore complex protein Nup214-like. Gene Ontology annotation, molecular function: structural constituent of nuclear pore; protein binding. The transcript has 9 exons. The record is from RefSeq and is a predicted model, not a curated record. Gene Ontology annotation, cellular component: nuclear pore. Gene Ontology annotation, biological process: protein import into nucleus; RNA export from nucleus. Lineage: Eukaryota; Metazoa; Arthropoda; Insecta; Diptera; Cecidomyiidae. Bases 159 to 2039 code for a protein of 626 amino acids.